Molecule: messenger RNA, 312 nt
Organism: Symbiodinium sp. CCMP2592
Lineage: Eukaryota; Dinophyceae; Suessiales; Symbiodiniaceae
Source: the annotation of a GenBank genome assembly
AUGGGGGAUGCAGGCUUCCAAGCCGUCUUCCCGGCAUUUGGGGACAGCACCGAGUUCGGCGAUGUGGGCGGAGCGCCCGGCGAGAACCCGGCACAGGUCUCUGCCGCGAGCGAUCAGAGCCAUGCUUCGAGGAAUCCCACGCGCGGAGACAUCGGUGGAGAUGACGACGGCGGUGCGAACGAUGACGUCAUUGAGGACAUCAUCGAAGUCUCCCUGACCGGCCUCCGCGGCGACAUCGGCGGCGCUGCCGGCGGUCAGGAGGCAGUGGAGACCUCCGAGGCCGCGCCGCCGCAGGCAGCCGAGGCGUGGUGA